This is a messenger RNA of Choloepus didactylus (southern two-toed sloth), 3691 nucleotides long. RefSeq names its product protein ECT2-like. Bases 4 to 2568 code for a protein of 854 amino acids. The record is from RefSeq and is a predicted model, not a curated record. The transcript is spliced from 2 exons. NCBI's taxonomy places the organism in Eukaryota, Metazoa, Chordata, Mammalia, Pilosa, Megalonychidae. Gene Ontology annotation, biological process: intracellular signal transduction; mitotic cytokinesis; nervous system development. Gene Ontology annotation, cellular component: nucleus; cell cortex. Gene Ontology annotation, molecular function: GTPase activator activity; guanyl-nucleotide exchange factor activity.
ACAAUGGCUGACAAUAGUGUAUUAACAUCCACCACUGGGAGGACUAGCUUGGCAGACUCUUCCAUUUUUGAUUCUAAAGUUACUGAAACUUCCAAGGAAAACUUAUUUACUGGAUCUACUUCAUGUGUUGAAGAAGAAAUGCCUCAGAUUGAAACGAGGAUGAUCUUGGUUCAGGAAGCUGGAAAACAUGAAGAACUUAUAAAAGCCAUGAAGGAAAUUAAAGUACCCUUUGUAAAGAUGAAAUCAAUAGAAGAAUUUGAAGGUUUGGAUUCUCCAGAAUUUGAAAAUGUAUUCAUAGUCAUGGACUUCCAGGAUUCUGUCUUUAAUGACUUAUACAAGGCUGACUGUAGAGUUAUUGGACCACCGGUGGUAUUUAAUUGUGCUCAAAAAGGAGAGCCUUUGCCAUUUUCAUGUCGUCCGCUCUAUUGUACAAGUAUGAUGAAUCUAGUACUAUGCUUUACAGGAUUCAGGAAGAAAGAAGAACUAGUCAGAUUGGUGACAUUGGUCCAUCACAUGGGUGGAGUUAUUCGAAAAGACUUUAAUUCAAAAGUUACACAUUUGGUGGCAAAUUGUACUCAAGGAGAAAAAUGUAGGGUUGCUGUGAGCCUGGGCACUCCUAUUAUGAAGCCAGAAUGGAUUUAUAAAGCUUGGGAAAGGAGGAAUGAACAGGAUUUCUGUGCAGCAGUUGAUGACUUUCAAAAUGAAUUUAAAGUUCCUCCAUUUCAAGACUGUGUUUUAAGUUUCCUGGGAUUUUCAGAUGAAGAGAAAACUAAUAUGGAAGAAAUGACUGAAAUGCAAGGAGGUAACUGUUUACCAGUUGGAGAUGAAAGAUGUACUCACCUUAUUGUUGAAGAGAAUAUAGUAAAAGAACUUCCGUUUGAACCUUUGGAGAAACUUUAUGUUGUUAAGCAAGAGUGGUUCUGGGGAAGCAUUCAAAUGGAUGCCCGAGCUGGAGAAACUAUGUACUUAUAUGAAAAGGCUAAUACUCCUGAGCUCAAGAAAUCAGUGUCACUGCUUUCUCUACAUACUCCAAAUAGCAAUCGAAAGAGGCGUCGUUUAAAAGAGACACUUGCUCAGCUGUCAAGAGAGACAGACAUGUCACCAUUCCCUCCCCAAACACCAAAGUCUUGUACAAAAUCUUCUAAAAAUUCUACUCCAGUUCCUCAAAAGCAGUCAGCUAGGUGGCAAGUUGCAAAAGAACUCUAUCAGACUGAAAGUAAUUAUGUAAAUAUAUUAGCGACAAUUAUUCAGUUAUUUCAGGUUCCCUUAGAAGAAGAAGGACAACGUGGUGGGCCUAUCCUUGCACCUGAGGAGAUAAAGACCAUUUUUGGUAGCAUUCCGGAUAUCUUUGAUGUGCACACUAAGAUAAAGGAUGAUCUUGAAGACCUUAUUAUUAAUUGGGAUGAGAGCAAAAGCAUUGGUGACAUCUUUCUUAAAUAUUCAAAGGAUUUGGUUAGAAUCUACCCUCCCUUUGUAAACUUCUUUGAAAUGAGCAAGGAAACAAUUAUUAAAUGUGAAAAACAGAAACCAAGAUUUCAUGCUUUUCUGAAGAUAAACCAAGCGAAACCAGAAUGUGGACGCCAAAGCCUAGUUGAACUUCUCAUCCGACCAGUACAGAGGUUACCCAGUGUAGCACUACCUUUAAACGAUCUUAAGAAGCAUACAGUUGAUGAAAAUCCUGACAAAAGCACUCUAGAAAAAGCUAUUGGAUCACUAAAGGAAGUAAUGAUGCAUAUUAAUGAGGAUAAGAGAAAAACAGAAGCUCAAAAGCAAAUUUUUGAUGUUGUUUACGAAGUAGAUGGAUGUCAGGCUAAUCUUUUGUCUUCUCACCGAAGCUUAGUACAACGAGUUGAGACAAUUUCUCUCGGUGAGCACCCCUGUGACAGAGGAGAACAAGUAACUCUCUUCCUCUUUAAUGACUGUCUGGAGAUAGCAAGGAAACGACACAAGGUUAUUGGCACUUUUAGGAGUCCUCACGGCCAGACCCGACCUCCAGCUUCUCUUAAGCAUAUUCAUCUAAUGCCUCUUUCUCAAAUUAAGAAGGUGCUGAACAUAAGAGAGACAGAAGAUUGCCAUAAUGCUUUUGCCUUGCUUGUGAGACCACCAACAGAGCAGGCAAAUGUGCUGCUCAGUUUCCAGAUGACAUCAGAGGAACUCCCAAAAGAAAACUGGCUAAAGAUGCUUUGUCGACACGUAGCGAACACCAUUUGUAAAGCAGAUGCUGAGAAUCUUAUUUACAUGGCUGAUCCAGAAUCCUUUGAAGUAAAUACAAAAGAUAUGGACAGUACAUUGAGUAAAGCAUCUAGAGCAAUAAAAAAGACUUCCAAAAAGGUUACAAGAGCAUUCUCUUUUUCCAAAACUCCAAAAAGAGCUCUACGAAGGGCUCUUAUGACAUCCCUUAGCUCAGUGGAGGGAAGAAGUCCUCCCAGCAGUGACAAACAUGUAAUGAGUCGCCUGUCUAGCACAUCAUCAUUAGCAGGUAUACCAUCUCCCUCCCUUGUCAGCCUCCCAUCUUUCUUUGAAAGAAGAAGUCAUACUUUAAGUAGAUCUACAACUCAUUUGAUAUGAAGCUUAAAAAAAUGAAAUUAGAGAAACUCACAAACACCUCAUAUGUGAACAAGAAACUAACUUAUAUGGUACUUUUCCUUAGCACUUGGUGGAAACUGAAAAGAAGAUAGGUAACACUAAACUAUGCCAUUUGAUUUUCGUUUUGAAAGAAUAAGUUUACUCAUGUAAAAAUAUCAAGUUUCAUGUAAUUUAUUUCUUGGCUCAAAUUCCUAAUACAAAGACCAAGAAUUUAAGUUAUUCAUAACCUCAGUAGCUUUGUGCCCCUGAUACAGUAAAUACUUUUUUUGGUAGUUGCCACAUACUUCUGUGAAUCUAUUUGUAUAGUAUCUGUGAAUGAAUUUAUGGAAACACAUCUUUGUGUAUCUCAAUUUGUACAGAAAUUAAGUGAUCUCACAAUACUUAAUGGAUAAAAGCCUACAUAAAUUCCUGAUUAAAUAGCGGGGCCUUGUAUCACAUGUGAUAUUUGAAGUAGUUAUUUAACUUCUGUGUUCACAUAGUAUUUUUCUUCUCGAAUUAUUCCAAGAUCUAGCAUAUGCAUUUAAAAAGCUUUGCCCCUGUUAACAAGAAUAACAUUUAAAGGACAUUAUUUAAAAAUACUUUUACAAAUUGAGAUAAGGACAGAAAAAUUUAAAAAUAUUGUAUAUUUUGCACAAACCUAGUAUUGGUAUAUACUUAUAGUUGUUUCAGAGACAAAAUGUUUGUGGUAAUUAUUAGCCACCAGCAAAAGUAUUUUGAAGGAUAAGACGAUGAGAAAAUUGUGAUAAAGAUUGUUUAUAUUCUCUAUGAAAUAAUUCUAAAGUUGCCGUCAGUUUUUCUAAUCUGUGAAAUGCAUAGAAAUGUGUGUGGUCAACUUCUUAUUGUCACAAUUAAAUGUAAUAUUGAAAUACGUUUAUUUGCUGUUGUGAAGUAUUUUUCAAGCUCCGAUGUUAUCUUUCACAAUAGUCUUUUUUUUAUAGUCAGUAAUACAAAAUAACUUUUUCUGAAAAAUGCAUUUUUCCUACCUGUUUAGGGAGUAGUGCAAACAUUUAAUUGCCAUUUAACAAUUUUCAAUAAUCUGUUUUAAUAGUUAAACUGACUAUGUAGAUUUUUUUAUGCUAUGUAUGUACCACUUUUGAGGAUAGUA